AUGCUCACCACGACGAGUAAGAUUCCCGCUUGAAGUUUCAUCGCUGAUGUACCAAAGCCCUCGAAGACGGCGGAUGGCUGGGUGCUCGUCGAGUGUAAAACGAAGAGUGCGAAGAAUGCGAGCGAUCGCUCUUUAUCGCUUUCAAUCCGAUCGGAAGAGAUGUUGGUGAUGUUAGUCGGCGGAUAUUCGGUUCAAGGAUCUUCGGUUCUGGGCCUUCUUCGCGAGCUCCUGCAGGACAAUCUGGCUGGAAGACCAGUUAUCCACGAGAAAAGCGAUUGGGACUUUGACCCGGACGUUGGGAAAUUCAGGAGAGCCCAAUUCGAGGCUAUCAAUGGACGGCAAGGCCGUGACCUGAUCGACAGACUGGGAUACGGGAUCGGUGCACAUGGAGUAACACCUAAAACCACCGGCGUUAAGCAGCCCGCAGUGAUUCUAGCCAAUUGGGAUGCGCCCACGCCCGGGAGCUACUAGACACGACCCUGACGUCGGUGCUUAUUGCUAAAACCCACGUGAUGGACACUUUGCGAAAGCUGUAGUAGUUGGUUCAUAUGAGCAGUGCUAUCAAAUCGUCAAAAAGACGUAGGUAUACGUACAGUGUAU
Diprion similis is the source of this 600-nucleotide messenger RNA. RefSeq lists its product as uncharacterized. Lineage: Eukaryota; Metazoa; Arthropoda; Insecta; Hymenoptera; Diprionidae. The transcript is spliced from 3 exons. The record is from RefSeq and is a predicted model, not a curated record.